Echinostoma caproni is the source of this 483-nucleotide messenger RNA. Lineage: Eukaryota; Metazoa; Platyhelminthes; Trematoda; Plagiorchiida; Echinostomatidae. The record is from the annotation of a GenBank genome assembly.
AUGAGGGUCCCAUGGCCAGAAGCCUUCGAGGAUGGAAACGCGCGGGCGUUCCUGGAGGAUUUCGAAGAAGUCGCGAAGCUGGAGGGAAUACGGUUGGACCGGGGUGAUAAUGACUCGUACGGUUUCUGUAACUGGGUGGAACACGAAAUUCCAAUGAAGGCAAAAAAAUUCCGGUCCUAUGUUUCACGCCGAAUUCCACUACACUUGAAGGACGAAGUCAAGCGGCAGGCCAAACAAAUGUUGAAAGAAGGAAUCAUUGAAGAAACUCGUCAAAAAGCCCAACGGGAGAUUAAACAAUAUGUACAAAACAAGCUCAUUGGUCAUCCAAGCCCCAGUCAAUCGCGUUCCAGUAUUUCUGGUGUUGUUCAGCUUCUGUCUGGUCCGGGCGGGUUCUCAUUGGCUGGUACGAUCGACUUAUGGUAUGUAGUCCAGAUGUUGUGGCACGCAUGCGCUUUGCUGACGUCACCCGUGAAGCUUGAUUGA